CCUUUUUGCCGCGAAAACGCCUCCCAGAGUUCUAGCGAGCGACCAAAUCGUUCUGCGAGGGGUUUCUCUCUCUCUACAGCUGCAGAGGCAGAGAAUCAGCAUGUCUGGUUUUGAUGACCCUGGCAUUUUCUAUAGUGAUAGCUUUGGUGGAGACCCUGUCGCAGAUGAAGGGCAAGUUCGAAAGUCCCAGCUGCAGAAACGCUUCAAAGAAUUUUUGAGGCAGUAUCGCAUUGGAACAGACCGGACCGGCUUCUCUUUCAAAUACAGAGAUGAGCUCAAACGUCAUUAUAAUGUUGGACAAUAUUGGAUUGAGGUGGAGAUGGAAGAUUUGGCAAGCUUUGAUGAAGAUCUGGCAAACUACAUAUACAAGCAGCCUGUGGAGCAUCUUCAGCUGCUGGAAGAAGCUGCAAAAGAGGUAGCUGAUGAAGUAACACGUCCUCGGCCAGCAGGAGAAGAGACUCUUCAGGAUAUUCAAGUUAUGCUCAGAUCAGAUGCAAAUCCAUCCAACAUCCGAAAUCUCAAGUCUGAACAGAUGUCACAUUUGGUGAAGAUCCCAGGAAUCAUUAUUGCUGCAACUCCUGUGAGAGCCAAAGCAACCAAGAUCACUAUCCAAUGCCGCACUUGCCGGAAUAUAAUACCAAACAUAGCCUUACGUCCAGGCCUGGAAGGAUAUGCUCUCCCUCGGAAGUGCAGCACGGAACAGACUAACCUAGCAAAAUGUCCUUUGGAUCCAUAUUUCAUUGUUCCAGACAAGUGUAAAUGUGUGGAUUUCCAGACGUUGAAGCUUCAAGAGUCUCCUGAUGCUGUUCCUCAUGGAGAGUUGCCUCGGCACAUGCAGCUCUAUUGUGACAGAUAUCUGUGUGACAAAGUUGUCCCUGGGAACAGAGCUACCAUCAUAGGCGUUUACUCAAUCAAAAAAGCAGGCCUCACAAAGAUCAAGAGCCGGAACAAUGCUGGAGUUGGCAUCCGGAGCUCCUACAUCCGUGUGGUGGGAAUCCAAGUAGACACCGAAGGCUCAGGGCGCACUGUCACUGGCUCCGUGACACCUCAGGAAGAGGAGGAGUUUCGGCAUUUGGCUUCCAUGCCCAAUAUUUAUGAUAUGAUUGCCAAAAGCAUUGCUCCUUCCAUCUAUGGUAGUAAUGAUAUCAAGAAGGCAAUUGCAUGCAUGCUUUUUGGAGGCUCUCGAAAGAGACUUCCAGAUGGGUUAACACGUAGAGGGGAUAUUAAUUUGCUCAUGAUGGGAGACCCCGGAACUGCCAAGUCUCAGCUCUUAAAGUUUGUAGAAAGAUGUUCACCCAUAGGAGUCUAUACUUCAGGGAAAGGCAGCAGUGCAGCUGGUCUGACUGCCUCAGUGAUCAAAGACGCAGCUACACGGAGCUUCUUUGUAGAAGGUGGAGCCAUGGUCUUGGCUGAUGGAGGAGUGGUUUGCAUUGACGAGUUUGACAAGAUGCGUGAAGAUGAUAGAGUGGCCAUCCAUGAAGCUAUGGAGCAGCAGACCAUCUCCAUUGCCAAGGCUGGUAUCACCACUACUCUAAAUUCACGCUGCUCUGUGUUAGCGGCUGCAAACUCCGUGUUUGGACGCUGGGAUGAAACUAAAGGAGACGAAAACAUAGACUUCAUGCCCACCAUUCUGUCCCGAUUUGAUAUGAUCUUCAUAGUCAAAGAUGAGCACAAUGAGGAAAGAGACAUGACCCUGGCCAAGCAUGUGAUGUCACUACAUGUAAGUGCCUUAACCCAGACACAGGCAGUUGAGGGUGAGAUUGAGCUUCAUAAAUUGAAGAAGCUGAUUGCCUACUGCAGAGCGAAAUGUGGUCCUCGCCUCUCUGCAGAAGCUGCAGAGAAAUUGAAGAACCGCUAUAUCCUUAUGCGCAGUGGUGCCCGCGAACAUGAAAGAGAAAGCGACCAUCGCUCCAACAUUCCCAUUACAGUAAGGCAGCUGGAGGCCAUUGUGCGAAUAGCAGAAUCCCUGAGUAAGAUGAAGCUCCAACCUUUUGCUACUGAGGCAGACAUUGAAGAAGCCCUGCGGCUCUUCCAGGUGUCUACACUUGAUGCGGCUUUGUCAGGCAACCUCUCAGGAGUAGAAGGCUUCACUACUCAGGAAGACCAAGAGAUGCUGUCUCGCAUUGAGAAGCAGCUCAAGCGUCGCUUUGCCAUUGGCUCCCAAGUAUCUGAGCACAGCAUCAUCCAGGAUUUUGUGAAGCAAAAAUAUCCUGAACACGCCAUCUACAAGGUGCUGCAGCUUAUGAUGCGUCGUGGUGAGAUCCAGCAUCGCAUGCAACGCAAAGUCCUUUAUCGCAUCAAGUAAAAUACUGUACAUCUCCUGGAAUGUUAAAAUAGAUUCAUUCUCUGUGUAAUUGGAACUAAAUUUUUACUACUGUUUUCUUAACCUCUAACAACUGCAACACAUCUUUCA
Messenger RNA from Thamnophis elegans (Western terrestrial garter snake), 2413 nucleotides. RefSeq names its product minichromosome maintenance complex component 5 (gene MCM5). Gene Ontology annotation, biological process: DNA replication initiation; double-strand break repair via break-induced replication; DNA replication. The record is from RefSeq and is a predicted model, not a curated record. The coding region runs from base 101 to 2305 and encodes 734 amino acids. Gene Ontology annotation, molecular function: single-stranded DNA helicase activity; 3'-5' DNA helicase activity; single-stranded DNA binding. The transcript is spliced from 17 exons. NCBI's taxonomy places the organism in Eukaryota, Metazoa, Chordata, Lepidosauria, Squamata, Natricidae. Gene Ontology annotation, cellular component: nucleus; MCM complex.